AUGGGACAAACCGUCGCUACGCCCCUGAGCCUCACUCUUGACCACUGGUCGGACGUAAAAAGCCGUGGCAACAAUGAAGGAGUCAUCAUCAAAAAGAAUAAAUGGACCACCCUCUGCGAGGCCGAAUGGGCUCUCAAGCCUUCCGUCCUCCCCCCCGACCCCGACUCUCCCCUCAUUGACCUCCUAACAGCUGAGCCGCCGCCUUAUCGCGCGGCACCAGCCGCGCCAGCCGCGGGACCGGAAACAGGGACGCCGGCCAUUGGAGGGGCAGCAGCCCCUGAGAGGAUGGCAACUAGCAGGAACACAGGGGGGACCCCGGCUCCCUCACCCAUCGCCGGUCGCCUUCGGGUCCGCCGGGAUGACACCCCCCUGGAAUCCAAGGCCUUUCCCCUCAGAGAAGGGCCUGGCCGCCACCUCCAGUACUGGCCAUUCUCGGCCUCUGAUCUCUAUAACUGGAAACAAUUUAACCCCCCGUUUUCCAAAGAUCCCGUGGCGUUAACCAACUUGAUUGAGUCUAUCCUAGUGACCCAUCGGCCAACCUGGGAUGACUGCCAACAGCUUUUGCAGACCCUCCUGACUGUGGAGGAGAAGCAGCGGGUGUUCCUGGAAGCACGGAAGCUGGUCCCUGGCGAAGAUGGGAGACCUACCCAGCUCCCCAAUCUCAUUGACAUAGCUUUUCCCCUCACGUGCCCGAAUUGGGAUUAUACCACCGAUGAAGGUAGGGGACACCUACAUCUCUAUCGCCAGUUGCUCUUAGCGGGUCUCCGUGCCGCUGCCAGGCGGCCCACUAAUUUGGCCCAGGUAAGAAGCACCAUCCAGGGAAAGGAGGAGACUCCAGCCGCAUUCUUAGAAAGGCUAAAAGAGGCUUAUAGAAUGUACACCCCCUAUGAUCCAGAGGACCCAGGGCAGGCACCAGGAGUUAUCCUGUCAUUUAUCUACCAGUCGAGCCCAGAUAUCAGGACUAAGUUACAGAGGUUAGAAGGACUGUCGACAUUGAAUCUUUCGGAUCUGUUGAGGGAGGCAGAGAAAGUAUUUAACAAGAGGGAGACUCCGGAGGAAAGGGAGGAAAGGAUAUGGCAGAAACAGGAUGAGAGGGACAAGAGACGACACAAGGAGAUCAAGACACUGGCCGCCAUAGUGUUGCAGGGCCAAGGCAGAGAGGGAGUUAGGAUGGGAGAACGAAGGCAACCCCCCUUGGAGAAGGACCAAUGUGCAUACUGCAAGGGAAAAGGACAUUGGGCUCGGGAGUGCCCACAGAGACCACAGGGACCCCGACGACCCAGACCCAAGGGGGGCCCAGGCCAGGAGCCCCCCCCUGAGCCUCGGAUAACCCUCAAGAUCGGGGGGCAACCCGUAACCUUCCUAGUUGAUACGGGGGCCCAACAUUCGGUCCUAACCCACACUGGAGGCCCCCUCAGUGACCGUUCCACUUUGGUCCAGGGGGCCACUGGUAGUAGGAGAUACCGGUGGACGACUGAAAGAAAAGUCCAGUUGGCGUCGGGGCAAGUAACCCAUUCCUUCCUACAUAUACCCGACUGCCCUCACCCGUUGCUGGGCCGGGACCUACUGACCAAAUUAAAAGCACAAAUUUACUUUGAUGAAAGAGGACCCACGGUCACGGGGCCUGGGGGAACCCCUUUGCAAGUCCUCGCCCUAAAUCUGGAAGAAGAAUACCGCCUUUUUGAGCCUGAGCCCCCGGAAGAACCACUGGGUGAGAUGCAGGACUGGCUAGAC
This is a messenger RNA of Onychomys torridus (southern grasshopper mouse), 1734 nucleotides long. RefSeq lists its product as uncharacterized. The annotation marks the transcript as partial. Gene Ontology annotation, molecular function: nucleic acid binding; zinc ion binding; aspartic-type endopeptidase activity. Gene Ontology annotation, biological process: proteolysis; virion assembly. The record is from RefSeq and is a predicted model, not a curated record. NCBI's taxonomy places the organism in Eukaryota, Metazoa, Chordata, Mammalia, Rodentia, Cricetidae. The transcript has 3 exons.